AAUAUUUCCUCUUUUGGAGUUGGAAUUGAUUCUGCUCCUCCUCACAUUCAUUCUCAUUCUCAUCAUUUCAUAUAAUAAUAAUAAUAUAAAUUAUACAUAUAUCUAUCUAUCUCAAUUAAUUAUGUAAUAAUCGCGUUAAUAAUAAUAAUAAUAAGAUGCGUAUUCCUAGAACACUCACCGCUUUCACUCGUUUUCCCCUUAACUUAGGGUUUUCUUCUUCUACACACUUCUUCUCUUCAAAAAGGUCUCAAGGCCCUUUUCAUAUAGGAGCAAGCUAUAAAAUGGAGGCCCCUGGUGAUGGAGUUACAUCGGCGAUGCAGGGACCUAAUGGCCGUGAAAAUACUCAGGUUUCAUGUGUAUGGACAUCUCCUGAAGGAGGGCAAAAGAUUGAUAUCGGCAAACAUAUUUUCUGUAACAGGGCUGUGAAUAUGAAAAACAUAGUGGCAGUCGGCUUUGAUAUGGAUUAUACGUUGGCUCAGUACAAGCCUGAAACUUUUGAGUCCCUUGCGUAUAACGGCACUGUCAAAAAGUUAGUGCUUAACUUGGGAUACCCUAAUGAGUUACUAGAUUGGUCUUUUGAUUGGACGUACAUGGUCAGAGGACUGGUUCUUGAUAAAAAGAGAGGAAAUAUACUGAAGAUGGACAGACAUAAGUAUGUCAAAGUGGCGUAUCAUGGAUUUAGGUUAUUGUCAAAGGAUGAGAAGGUUGCUACAUAUGGGAACACCCUAGUUCGAGAUGCUUUUGAUGAGCCUGACUAUGCACUUAUCGAUACUCUUUUCUCUCUAGCUGAAGCGUAUUUAUUUGCUCAGCUGGUCGACUUCAAGGAUAAUAAUCCAGGAAAAAUCUCAGAAGAAAAAGAUUAUUUCCGUAUGUACAGAGAUGUUCGGGCUGCAGUUGACCUGUGCCAUCGCGAUGGAACCUUGAAGCAGAUGGUCGCACAUGAUCCGAAAAGGUACAUCAAUGAAGACAAAUCAAUUGUCCCAAUGCUUCAGAUGCUUAGAACUUCUGGUCUUGCUGUAUUCUUAGUGACAAACAGCCUUUGGGACUACACAAAUGUGGUGAUGAAUUUUUUAUGUGGCCCCCAAAAGCUUGAUGCCAGAUCCACACUGACUCUUGACUGGCUCCAGCACUUCGAUGUUGUCAUAACCGGCAGUGCAAAGCCGAAGUUUUUCCAUGAUGAAAAUCGUGCUAAUCUUUUCGCUGUGGAUAUUGAGUCGGGAAUGCUUAUCAAUACCGACAAUGGUAGUCCUAUGGCUCAGGUGGGCGGUCCUUCUUUAGAACUGCCAGAUGAGAUGCCAGAUAAAGCUUACAAAGUGUUCCAGGGAGGCAAUGUUGGCCAUCUGCACAAACUACUGAGUAUCGAAUCAAGCUCACAGGUUCUUUAUGUUGGAGAUCACAUAUAUGGGGAUAUUUUGCGCAGCAAAAAAGUCCUGGGUUGGAGGACGAUGCUUGUCGUUCCAGAACUUGAAAAGGAAGUUAAACUUCUCUGGCAUUUACGAGACACUCGUAAGAAACUUAUAUUGCUUCGGAGUGAGCGAGAUCAGAUAGAGGAUCAAAUCCAUCAUUUAAAAUGGUCCCUUCAACGUGAGUGUUUGGAUACCGCUGAAGGGGAAAAGGUCUCUGCAAAGCUCGAUUUACUUGAGGCACAAUGUGACCGUGUUCGAAUAACACAUCAAGAGACUCUAAAAGUUUUUCACGAGAAGUUCCACAAGGUGUGGGGGCAGCUCAUGAGAACUGGGUACCAGAAUUCACGCUUCGCUCAUCAGGUGGAGCGAUUUGCAUGUCUUUACACAAGUCAGGUUGGUAAUCUGGGCCUAUAUUCUCCUGCAAAGUACUAUAGGCCAAGUGAAGAUUUCAUGCCACAUGAAUUUGAUGUCAUCUCUCUGUAAAAAUUGACAAAUAUGCGUAUAUGAUAUGAUUUUACUUGGUAGCUUUUGAGACUAUGGAUGAUGCAAACUAGAAGCAUCAUGUUAUUCCUCUUUUUUUUUUUCUUUUUUUUUUUUUUUGGUAAAACCUCCAAGAGGAUGAGCAGCAAACUAGAAGCAUCACAUAUAUUUAUAUUGGUUUUAAUAAGGAAAAGAAGUUCUAAUUUUUUUA
This is a messenger RNA of Erigeron canadensis, 2097 nucleotides long. RefSeq names its product 5'-nucleotidase domain-containing protein 4-like. NCBI's taxonomy places the organism in Eukaryota, Viridiplantae, Streptophyta, Magnoliopsida, Asterales, Asteraceae. The transcript is spliced from 17 exons. The coding region runs from base 156 to 1889 and encodes 577 amino acids. The record is from RefSeq and is a predicted model, not a curated record. Gene Ontology annotation, molecular function: 5'-nucleotidase activity.